Messenger RNA from Periophthalmus magnuspinnatus, 924 nucleotides. RefSeq names its product TNFAIP3-interacting protein 3-like. The transcript is spliced from 11 exons. Lineage: Eukaryota; Metazoa; Chordata; Actinopteri; Gobiiformes; Gobiidae. Gene Ontology annotation, biological process: regulation of transcription by RNA polymerase II; cellular response to lipopolysaccharide. The record is from RefSeq and is a predicted model, not a curated record. Bases 61 to 909 code for a protein of 282 amino acids.
GUAAAUCUCAACAGCUGAGAACAGAAACGUGCAGCAGAGGAAACAGCAAAACAACAGCACAUGGAUGACACAGUGAGCUCACAGACUGGUGCACAGGUGAACAGACUGUAUCCCUCACUGCCCACCACCCACAGAUUGGAGGCAUGUGUAUUGAACCGCUCCUCUCCAAAGAACAUGAACACUUUUGCUCAAGGUCCAGACCAUCUUCUGGAAAACACACAGGACGAAGGGAGUACUGCGACAAUGAAAGAGCAGAUUCGCAUUUUGGAAAUGCAAAAACAAGAACUACUUUCCAUAAACGAGAGGUGGGCAAAGGAGUAUCGAGUCAUGGUGCAGUAUUACAAAGAUAAGCUCCACAACCUAAAGACAUCAUUACCUCAUGAGAAUCACCAACACCCAAGUGCAGAAAAUCAUCCUCACGUUUGUAAACUCAAUGUUCUCAAGGAUAAGAUAAUAGCAACAGGAAGUGGUGAUGGUUUGGUGAAAGCCCAGAGUGAAGCAAGACAACUACAGGAGCAAAACCAGGCAUUGGCCAGAAGGUGGCGGCACCAGAAUGCAGAGAUUAUGAGGCUAAACAAGGCUUUGAAGGAAGUACUCGUGACAACUUCGUCCCAGGAAAUGAGCACUGAAACACUACAAGAAUUAUGGAAACACCAGGCUGACGUUUAUAAAGAAGACUUCCAGACAGAGAGGAAGGACAGAGAAGCUCUCAAACACAAGUACUUAGAACUGGAGAAAAAGUACAAGAAGGUCCGCAAUGAACUGUACGCCAUCAAAAGUCAGGUCACAUGUACUUCAACGUCACAGCCACAGUAUGAAUGUGCCUGCCCACACACAGGUUCAGAAGAGAAGGAACAAUCUACCUCCAACAAGCUGCAAAGACGCUACACUUUUAAAGACAAUCUAUAAAAAAAAAAAAAAAAA